GAGUCCGCUCCCGACGUGGAACAGUUGUAUUCGCCGCCGUCGCCGUCGCCGCCGCCGCAGAAGGACGAGUCAGGGAGCACGGAUUUUCCCAUGAAUGGCCAAAAAGUGGAACAGCACGAGGGUGAUUUGGUCGAGAAGACUGGCCAGGACUUGGAUAUCCGACCCGACGGCCUCCCUGUCUCACUCGAGGAUGACUCGGAGAACAUUGAAUCAGGCGCUGGCCACACCAAGAAGGCGGGCAAGAAGAAGCGAAAACCGAAGCGAGGUGGAGGACACCCCGCCGAGUUAUCUGGAGACAACGAAGUUACCCAAGUCAUGUCACAGGCCCGCGUACCUGCUGAAUCAUCGGUCUGCCAUGAAAAUCCAGAAGCUGCAGCUCUUGAGCAGGGUGAAACCGCCGGACAAAUCAAAGUUCCAAGCACUGAAGCCAUCAACAAGGAUGAAGAAUUAGAGCGCUCAGACCAACUGUUUUUUCCCAGCGUACCGGUUGGCGAAGUACAUUCUUCUGACAGCGAUGCCCAGUUUACCGCUCCCCGGGUCGAAAAAGUUGUUCAGCUAGGUACUUUUGGAUAUCAGCCUCUGUCAUGUGAUGCCGAAACCGAAAUUCCACACAAUGAACCCCCGAAGGAGGUGGCAAUGCUGGUGGACAGACCGCUAUCACCUCCUAUUUUCAUGCAGGAUGAUUGGAUCAAGGAGUACAGCCUACCGUCAGAUCGUCCGGAAGCGGAGAGGAAAGCUAUUGAAAUGGAGCCAGCAGCUGCGGAGAAACCCGCAGGUGGCGAAACAGCCGGCGGAACUCCAGAAGAAACAACGGUGCCUCCUGAAGUAAACGUGGAUCCCAUUCAGUCCACAGACAAUGGGCUCCUGGUAGCAGACAUGUCGGGGAGCGAGGAGGUGGUCUCCAAUCCGGGAAGUGUUUCACCUGACGUAUCCGGCGAACCGAUCAUCAGUGGGAGCCAGGAGCUUUCAUCCACACCUCCUCCGGAUCUGAUCAGACUUGUUGAAGCUCUUCUGACUCAUAGCUGCCUACAGCGCAUACAAGGCCAGACCUCUGUGCUGGAGUGGGAGUCAGUCGGUGAGGAGGAGGAGGAGGAGGAGGAGGAGGAGAGGGAAGAGGAUGAAGAGGAGAAGACGGUGGACGGGAAGGAGGAAGAGGAGGAGGCAGAGGCGGGCAUGGGCGAAAACGAGGUAACUGAAGCGACAAUAAGCCCAGUUUACCAUCCUCAAUGCGUCAUACCUUUGACAGCGGCACCAGUAGAUGACAGCUAUGAGGCAAAACAGAUGACGGAGUCGGAGGGAGAGUCUGAAAAUGAAGAUGACACGACUGAGCUAAGGAAAGUGUCCGAGAUCGUUUCGGAAACCGUUGUGCCUCCGGAGACUUCGCCACCAACGACUCUUUCAUCCUCAGCCUUAGAUGAGGAUGAGGGCGUAUUGAAGGAGAAGGACGUGGCGGCGACGACGGACGAAAAUUCGGCAGCUGCGACAGCGCCAGAACCCGAGAUAAUUCCUGGUGCUUUUGCACCAACAGCUCCAUCUGACGGAGGAGAAGAGGAAGCAGCGGUCAGUAAAGACGAAAAUGAGGUGAUAUUAGAACCUAUAACCGCCUAUCCUGUGCCCUCCGAAGAGGCAGUAUUCACGAUGACCCCCAAAGACCAAGAGACUGGGGAUUGGGGAGAAGAAGAAGAAAAGGCCAGUGACGAUGAAGCAACCUUGAAGCAGGCUGCUGAAGAUGAUAGCGAGGUGACAAGCGAACUCACUGCAUCUAUGCUCAAACCUGGAAGUUUAAACUCCACUGAGACGCCAGAAGACGCCUCGCUAGCAGAUGAAGAGGCCCUGAAGGUGGUGGAGGAGGAGAACUACCCAGAGCAGCUAUUGUGCACACAUGGAUCUGACGAAGUCAAGGCUGUCUCGGAGACUCUCCCCACUGAAUUCCUUCCAAGGGCUCCAGCAAAUCAAUUAGAAGAGUCUUCACAGCCGGAGGAGUCGAACCAGGCGGUUCCAUCCGUCGAAGAUACUGUCAGUGGAACUACAACUUCGGUGAGUCUGUUGGUCUUUUCGUUGCUCCCGCUGUGGAGCUACCUGGACAUACUCAUGGUCUCCACUACCUCACCAAAGCUAAAUGGAAAACGCACUAUCCCAGUCAUUAACUAUGUCACUGCAGUGUGGCCUUAA
Molecule: messenger RNA, 2172 nt
Organism: Dibothriocephalus latus
Lineage: Eukaryota; Metazoa; Platyhelminthes; Cestoda; Diphyllobothriidea; Diphyllobothriidae
Source: the annotation of a GenBank genome assembly